AGAGAGCGCGCAGUGUUCGUGCAACUGUAUUAUUGAAAAUCACUUUGUUGUGGUUUUCUAUUUUCUUUUUUUUUUUGACACAAUAAUUUGCUCAAUUUAAAUAUCUAAUGAGUACUGAGAUAUAAACAGACGGAAUAUAAAAGUAGUAUUUUAAGAAAAAGACUGACAAAUAUGAGUACGAAAGAGGUUGUUUUACCGUUGAUGUUAAUACAACUGGUUUUGUUAAUUUUAUUCGGUGUUUUUGGAAAAUAUGCCUCAAAAAGUGAUGAUAUCGAUAAAUAUCCAAUGUUCCAGGAUGUUCACGUAAUGAUAUUUAUUGGAUUUGGAUAUUUAAUGACAUUUUUAAAGCGUUAUGGAUUUAGCAGUGUCGGAUUUACAUUAUUAUUAGGAGCUUUUAUAAUUCAGUGGGCUCUGCUGUGCCAGGGAUUCUUCGAACUCAAUGCAGACAACAAAAUUGAAAUAGGAAUUGAAAGUUUGUACAAGGCUGACAUAGCAACUGCUAGUGUAUUGAUUUCAAUGGGUGCUAUAUUAGGUAGAACAUCAAUUACACAGUUAAUCGUUAUGGGAUUUAUUGAAAUUAUGGUAUUUUCAACCAACUCAUAUUUAGGAACAAAAAUCUUUCAGGUAGCAGAUGCAGGUGGUUCCAUAUUCGUUCACGCUUUUGGUGCUUAUUUCGGUUUAGCUGUUAGUUACGUGAUGAACAGGAAAAAGGAAGGAAAUUCGGAAACAGCCGUUUCCUUGCAGGAAUCCAACUACACGUCAGAUCUGUUUGCAAUGAUAGGAACUGUAUUUUUAUGGCUUUAUUGGCCAAGUUUCAAUGCCAUUGAACUAUCAGGAGAUGAACAGCGACGAGCCAUUAUAAACACCUAUUUAGCACUUGCUUCUUGUACGUUGACGGCAUUUGCAAUGUCUUCAUUGCUCUCUCCUGAACGAAAAUUUGAUAUGGUUCACAUCCAGAAUUCCACUCUGGCAGGUGGCGUUGCAGUAGGAGCAGCUGCUAACCUUGUGUUGCUGCCUGUGGGAGCGAUUGUUGUGGGAAUUCUCGCUGGAUUUGUUUCGGUUUAUGGAUACGCCCGAUUAUCACCACGGAUUGAAAAUACCUUGGGAGUGCCCGAUACUUGCGGAGUUCAUAACUUGCAUGGAAUGCCAGGAGUAUUUUCAGGUAUUUUAAGUGUGCUAAUGGCUGCCAUAGCAAGUGAGAAUCAAUAUGCUAACGAUCUCUUCAACAUAUAUCCAGCUAGAAUGCCUAAUUUUAAAAUAUCCAACAGUACUGCUCCUCGAAGUUCAGGAGAGCAAGCCGGAUACCAAGCUCUUGGAUUAGUUGUAACAUUAGCAGUUGCAAUAGUAACAGGACUGAUUACAGGAUUUUUAUUAACCCUUACCAAAGCUCCAUCAGCUCAUUUAGAGUAUGAUGAUGCCACCUAUUGGGAGUUGCCCAAAAAUAGUCAUCACACUAACGAAACAAAAACAGGAAUCCACUACGAUAAUGCUAGUUUCGAAGUUUCUGCAACAGAUAGCGCCACACCAAAGCCAAUCUAGUUUAAGUUUAAAAUGUUUUAUAAAUAUUAUACCAUAGUGAUUUUUAGUUUGAAUAAAUGUUAUAAAAACUUGAAUUGACAUAUAAUUCUGUGGCUUUGUUCUAAAAGGGCAACUGUCGGAAUUGCUAAAGUAUGGGAAAUGACAAUUUAAAUAUUGUUAAUUAUUUUG
Molecule: messenger RNA, 1707 nt
Organism: Psylliodes chrysocephalus
Lineage: Eukaryota; Metazoa; Arthropoda; Insecta; Coleoptera; Chrysomelidae
Source: the annotation of a GenBank genome assembly